GAGCCGCCGACAGUCAUUCAGCACAUGACUGUCGUGGUACAGUAUUAAUAUUAAUACUAAUAUUAAAAUGUGGAACUUGGGCAUGCGUCUCUUUGAGCAUUGACUUGUGAAUGAUAUGACAGUGUGGGUGACCUUCUGCACGGACACGCUGGGAAUGACGGUACAGAUGACAAUGACAGCAGUCUUUCCAGUUUAACUUCAAACAGCUGCAGGCAGCACUGAUGAGACUGGUGCUGAUCAUCGUUAAUAUUCAUCGUAUUCCUUUAAAAUAAAUGAUUUAGCUUAUAAUGAACUGUCUAACACGGACCGCGUACUGGCCGCUUAUUCGGUUUCUACUGCCACUGGCCAUCACUAAUAUAGCCAUCGACUUUGGAGAACAGGCCUUGAACAGAGGUAUAGCUACUGUGAAAGAGGACAAAGUGGAGAUGUUGGCCAGUUAUGGUCUGGCAUAUUCGCUUAUGAAGUUCUUCACUGGACCCAUGAGCGACUUUAAAAACGUGGGACUCGUGUUCGUCAGCAGCAGGAAGGAGCGAAUGAAGGCCAUCCUGUGCAUGGUCGUGGCUGGGGUCAUUGCUAUUAUCCUUCACGUUCUCAUAGCUUACACAGAUCUGGGCUAUUACAUUAUAAAUAAACUCCAUCAUGUGGAUGAAUCAGUCGGAAGCAAGACGAGAAGGGCCUUCUUGUACCUGGCAGUAUUUCCAAUAUUAGAUGCAAUGGCGUGGAUUCAUGCUGGCAUCCUUUUAAAGCACAAGCACAGCCUGCUGGUGGGCUCUGCGUCUAUUUCUGAUGUUGUUGUACAGAUAAUAUUUGUGGCAAUCCUUCUCCAGAGCAACUUGCAGUGUAUCGAGCCUCUUCUUAUUCCCAUUCUCUCACUGUAUAUGGGAGCCCUGGUCCGCUUCACUAUCGUAGGACUGGGCUACUACUGUAAAGUCCACGCCAACAUCCCUAAAUCAACCAGCAUCGAACAUGGGGGAGAUGCCACAGUAAAAAAGAUGCUUGGUUUUUGGUGGCCGCUUGCUCUCAUUUUAGCCACUCAACGCAUCAGCAGACCCAUCGUCAAUCUGUUUGUCUCUCGGGAUCUUAAUGGCAGCGCUGCAUCGACUGAAGCGGUAGCUGUCCUCACAGCCACAUAUCCUGUGGGUCACAUGCCCUACGGCUGGCUGACGGAGCUACGAGCCGUAUAUCCAGCUUUUGAUAAGAAUAGCCCUAACAACAAGUUAGCUGCUGGUCAAGAAGUCACCAAAUCCCACAUCAACAGAUUCACCCUUGGCUGCAUUCUCCUCUCCUUAUCGCUUUGUUUCAUUAUAUUCUGGACCCCUCAUGUUUCGGAGCUCAUCCUGGUUAAUGUCAUCGGAGUGGACUUGGAAUUUGCAAAACUUUGCAUCGUUCCACUGAGAAUAUUUUGCUUCUUUCCUUUCCCAGUGACGGUUCGAGCUCAUCUGACGGGUUGGUUAAUGACACUGAAGAAAACCUUUGUGUUGGCACCCAGUUCAGUGCUGCGUAUUAUUGUGCUCAUUGGAAGCCUUUUGGUGCUGCCUUACAUGGGGGUACAUGGUGGCACACUGGGAGUCGGAUCAUUGCUGGCAGGAUUUGUAGGAGAGUCAACCAUGGUUGCAAUUGGUGCCUGUUAUGUAUAUAGAAAACGGAAGAAAACCCCAGGUCCUAAAAAGGUUGUGGAAGAUAACUCCUCCCCAAUGAAUGAGAUCACUUCAAGGUUGGAUGCCCUUGAAGAAGAGAACGAGAUGAUAGAAGAAGAUGAAAAUAAGAGGAUCGAUGAAGAUGAGAAUGAAAGGAUGGAAGAAAAUGCGAAUGAGAGGACAAAUGAAGAUCCAAAUGAGAAAACCGAAGAAGAUGGGAAUGAGAGGAUGGGAGAAGAUGAAUGAAUCCAAGGAUAAAACAGUCAAAUGUCUUUAUUGGAUCUGAAAAAUAACUACUGAUCAAAAUGAAUGUUUCUAUUUCACUCCCAAAUACCAGUGAAACUGUCAGUCGACAGAUGCUUGAAUGGGGUGAAUGAACAGAUUAGACAAAUAUCGGCACAUGUGUCUACAACAGACGCACUCCUGCACUUAUGCAAUCUGUUUGCACUGAGGCAUAUUUACACAACGUUUUACAAAGGUCCUUUUUUGCCAAAUGUAUGCAUUGUUGUCGUAUAUCUUAGUCAUUGAUGCAAGGACUGCAUCAAGAUGUAUUCGAAACUGAACUGUUAUCUGAAAAUAGUUGAGAUACUGUCCGUUUUCCUCGGACCUUGAAACGCACAAUUAGUACACUUGGAGUAUAUUAUGAGUCCUACUGGUGACUUCAACUUUUUUAUGUGUAUUACAAAUGGUUUAUUCUUGUAGUUGUUAUAACUUAAACCGUUCUAAAUGUCAAAAUGAUUGCGCUUUUGGGAUCACCCUUCUAUGUAGACUAUUUGUGAUCUUGGAUACAAAACCAUAAGUCACGCAGGUAUAUUUGAAGAGUUUCGUUGCAAAACUAGAUAACUACGUUUUUUUUUUUUUUCAGAAAUCUCAUUUUUUGGUUGUGCAUUCCAAUUAAUAUCAAUUUAACUGCAGUUGGUUUGUUUUGAUUAAAACCUUAAUAACUUAAAAAAUACAGCUAAGUAUCACCAUAAAACAAAAUAAUAACAUGACAGCAUCGUAAUAAACAUGUUUUGUGAAAAAUUUUAAGUUUUGCAACGAAACUCUUCAUUUGUAGCAAUAGCCUGUAUUGGUCAAAAUUGUCGAUUUUUCUUUUAUGUCAAAAAUUAUUAGGUAAAGAUCAUGUUCCAUUAAGAUUAAGUUCCAUAAAAUUAAGUUUUGUAUAUUUUCUACUGUUAUAUAAAUAAUAUAUAAAAAAAUUAUUUAUCAUUGGUAAAACAUGUUGCUAAGGACUUCACUUGGACAACUUUAAAGCAGGGUUAUCACAGGUCCUUGAAAUCGAAGUUUGUGAAUCUGGGGGAAAAAAUCAAGGCCCUGGGAAGUUUUUGAAAAUAUACAUACAUAGAUACAAGCCAUUGAAACUGCUUGAAUCUAUUUUAUGCAAAAAAAUUCAUAUUAUUCCCUGUGUAGUGUAGGAUAAUAUUUUUAUAAAAAAUUAAGCACACGUGCUAAACUGUUCGCUUUUAUCUUCUGUAUGCGAAUGUUGAUUCAUACCAAAAUGCUUUUUUGCAUAGUUGUGUUUGAAAUGAAAACGUCUCGGGUUACGUACGUAACUGUUGUUCACUGAGAAGGGAACGAGACGCUGCAUCUCUCUUGCCAUACUUCCUGCGUCCCUGUAACGCCGUCUUUGGCAAUAUUUCAGAUAGUGAUAUACUUCCUGGCUCCCGCGUCACCCUGUCUUUGUCGUUAAGCCUCACCAUUGGUUGAAUUUGAUAUACACGUUCAGACGCACUUACCUCUGAAGGCGUCCCCAAAGUGUCACCGCAGUGACGCAGCGCGAGUUCCCUCAAAAGGGAACUGUUACAAUGUAUCUUAAAAGGUAACACGAUGUAACCUUGCUCUCAGUCGAAAUGUGUACUCCUUGAAUUUGAGGGUAUUGGAUCUGGAAAGUCCUUGAAAGGUCCUUGAAUUUGAAGUAAACUAAUGUGUGGGAACCCUGAAAGGUGAUUUUCUCAAUAUUUGACAUCCUCAGAUUCCAGAUUUUCAUAUUUGUGUCCUGGCCAAAUAUUGUUUAUCCUAACAAACCAUACAUGGAAAGCUUAUUUAUUCAGCUUUCAGAUUAAUAAAAAAUUGACUCUAUGACUGGUUUUGUGGUCCAGGGUCACAUUUAUUCAGGGUUUUAGCCUUUGUCUAUUCAUGAUUAUUUAUGUUCAUGCCUUUCUGAUCCAGUAUUAGCCAUACUGCAUGUCUCUUUUAAACUAACUGGGACCAUAUAAUAAAAGCCAUUUACAAUUUUUUAGGAUGUUUUUUGUUUACCUUAUUAUAAUGUCUUUCUUUAUAGCUGCCUGUUGCAAAACUAAAAGAGAUGUUCCUUAGCCAAACUAUUGUAUCUGUCAGCACAUACACAAACUGAAAUCAUAAAAGCAUUCAAAUGCUUUAAAUAAAUGUUUUUUU
Paramisgurnus dabryanus is the source of this 4031-nucleotide messenger RNA. It is a transcript of the gene ankha, whose product is annotated as ANKH inorganic pyrophosphate transport regulator a. Gene Ontology annotation, cellular component: plasma membrane. Gene Ontology annotation, biological process: phosphate ion transmembrane transport. The record is from RefSeq and is a predicted model, not a curated record. Gene Ontology annotation, molecular function: phosphate transmembrane transporter activity. Lineage: Eukaryota; Metazoa; Chordata; Actinopteri; Cypriniformes; Cobitidae.